Messenger RNA from Xiphias gladius (swordfish), 4577 nucleotides. RefSeq names its product serine/threonine-protein kinase D3-like. The record is from RefSeq and is a predicted model, not a curated record. Gene Ontology annotation, molecular function: protein serine/threonine kinase activity; ATP binding. Gene Ontology annotation, biological process: protein phosphorylation. Lineage: Eukaryota; Metazoa; Chordata; Actinopteri; Istiophoriformes; Xiphiidae. The transcript is spliced from 17 exons. Bases 226 to 2826 code for a protein of 866 amino acids.
CUUGGGGUGUUAACCGUACUCUGCACUGCCACAGCCUACACAGAUGUGAAUGUGUCUAUGCAACUUCCUGACUCAGGCGGCUGGGUCCCACCAAAGGAAACCAGACUCACCAGAACUGACGUUGAGAACUGGCGACACGGUGACGGGACUGAGCUUCUGUCACUUUGUUGAGACAGUUCUGCGACUGAGGUGGAAGAUCGGUGCUUGGAUGAAGCAGGAUUAGAAAUGACUCCCUCCAGUCCCACCAGUCUCGCGGCGCCGGUUCUAGUCCAGUUCCAGCUCGGCCUUUUCAGGGAGGUGGUUCGAGUCCCUGCUGGCAACCUGAGCUACCGCCAUGCCAAGAGGCUGGCUGCGGAGGUCAUAGAGCGCAAGGCUCCAGAAUGCAGCGUGGUGGGCGUCGGGGAGAAGAUUCUGCUGUUCAGACAUCAGCCCGUUUCUGAGCAGCUGCUGCAGCGCCUGACAGAACACGACGCGCUGCAGGAUGGAGACCUCAUCGAGGUCGUCAUCGCAGGCUCAGCCUCCGUGACUGAGAUGAGGAUCCGUCCACACUCCCUGGUGGUCCAGUCGUACCGGACUCCCACUUUCUGCCACCACUGUGGAGAAAUGCUGUGGGGCCUCGUUCGACAGGGGUUAAAAUGUGACGGUUGUGGAUUAGACUUCCAUAAACGUUGCGCUUUCCAGUUGCCCAACGACUGCAGUCGAGCGCGGCGUCAGGUUGGCACCAGCCUCUCUCUGUUUCCCCCCCGACGACCCCGUACACACUCCCUCACUAACCAGGCAGGAGGCAGUCUGGAAGAGAUCAGCAUGUCCAAGCCCUCAUCCAGGCCUCCGUCCUGGGCAGAGCCUCCGGUCUGGCUGGGAGUCGGGUACGGUGACAGGGGCAGGGCUCAGGUCCCGCACACCUUCCACAUCCACAGCUACACCAAGCCCACCAUCUGCCAGUACUGCCACCGACUGCUCAAGGGGCUCUUCAGACAGGGGCUGCAGUGCGCAGACUGCAGGUUCAACUGCCACCGGCGCUGUGAGCCUUUAGUCCCCAAAGACUGUGCAGGAGAGAGGAGAGGCGUCAACGGGGAAGAAUCCACAGCAGCUGGUCACAGCUGCCCAGAGGCGGACCCAGAGGACAAUGAGUCAGAGCUCACCAGCAUGACAAUACCAUAUAUCUCUGACGAUGAGACCUCCAGUGACGAUGCCUCACUGGCCGAGAUCAAGGAAGUGGAGCAACUGCGAGAGCCAAUCAGUCCGUGUUUCAGCAGCUACAUCCCUCUGAUGAGGCUCGUCCAGUCGGUGCAUCACAGUAAGAGGAGAGCCGGUGGAGUCCUGAGAGAGGGAUGGCUGCUGCAUCACACCAACACUGACACACUGAGGAAGCGUCAUUACUGGAUCUUGGACUGGAAAAGCAUCACUCUGUACCAGAACGAGAGAAGCACCAAGUACUACAAGGAGAUCCCUCUGUCCGAGGUGCUGCAGGUCCGAGGCCCCGCCCAGCUCUCCGGGCCCACGUUGCCAGGCGACGGCGCCCACUCCUUUGAGGUGGUGACGUCCUCGCUGGUGUACUGCGUGGCGGCCGGCGAGGACGGGCCGGUCUGGGAGAGCGCCAUCCGCCAGGGUCUGAUGCCCGUGGAGCGGAGCGGAGGGCACGGCGAGGAGAACCACGAUAAACGUUCAGACCGAGACGGCACGGUAAGGAUCGGCUCGUUUCCCGCUGAAUUUCCCCCGCAGAGACGUUUGUCUUACUUCCCGUGUGCAGCACAGUUGUUGACUUGUGUUUCAGGACAUCAGCUCGGCGUAUCAGAUCUUCACAGACGAGGUGCUGGGAUCGGGACAGUUCGGAGUGGUGUACAGAGGUACUCACAGGAAGUCCGGUCGGCCCGUCGCCAUCAAAGUCAUCGACAAGACGCGCUUCCCCGCCAAACAGGAGAGGCAGCUGAGGAACGAGGUGUCCAUACUGCAGGUACAGGUGCGGGUUUCGGGGAUGCGUUUGCCUCUAGAUUCGCUUUCGUCCCGGCGUCUAAUAUGUCGCCGGUGUGUUCGUGCGUCGCCCAGACUCUGUCGCACCUCGGCGUGGUCCUGCUGGAGGGGAUGUUCGAGACCGUCGAGCACGUCUUCGUCGUCAUGGAGAAGCUCCAUGGGGACAUGCUGGAGAUGAUCCUGUCCAGUGAGAAAGGACGACUCCCUGAACGCAACACUCGCUUCCUGAUCAUGCAGAUCCUUGAGGCUUUGCGGUAUCUGCACUGUAAACAUGUCGCUCACUGUGACCUUAAACCUGAGAACGUGCUCCUGGCCUCUGCGGACCCCUUCCCUCAGGUGAAGCUGUGCGACUUCGGCUUCGCCCGCAUCAUCGGCGAGAAGUCGUUCCGUCGCUCGGUCGUGGGGACGCCGGCCUACCUGGCGCCCGAGGUGAUCAGCAGCAGCGGCUACAACCGCUCCCUGGACAUGUGGUCCGUGGGCGUCAUCAUGUACGUGAGCCUGAGCGGGACGUUCCCCUUCAACGAGGACGAGGACAUCAGGCAGCAGAUCACCAACGCUGCCUUCAUGUACCCGCGACAACCCUGGGCCUCCAUCUCUCUGGAGGCUGUGAGUCUCAUCACUAACCUGCUGCAGGUGUCUGUGAGGCGGAGGUUCAGUGUGGGCAAAGCUCUGGGGCACCCCUGGCUGCAGGAGUUCCAGCUGUGGCGCGACCUCCGGGAGCACGAGCAGAGGAUGGGCUGCAGGUAUCUGACGCACCAAGGGGACGAGGAGCGCUGGAUACGCUACGCCCAGGAGAGAGGCCUGGACUUCCCCUCCCGCCUCCACUGGGGCCCCGACAUCGACCCCGGCACGUGACCUCAGCAUGGCCGGGGGUUAAAGGUCGGACGGUUUUUAGUCUGCACAGCUUAAAUGAAACCAGUAAUGAGACGUUUCACACUCAAUAUCCUCAAUUUGUCGGUCAGUGCUGAACCGAUUUAUAGAUUUUUGUAUUUGUACGUUGUUACGCAUGUCAGCUAUUAUACACAGUUUUCUAUGGUCAACAAAUGUUAGAAUUAAGGUGUUUUGUAGUAGGAACAGACAAGAAGAAAAAUUCGGGGAUAUGUAAUAUGCACAAGUAACUUGCCCAUUUACCCAUAGCACAAUUACUUCUACUUGUAUGCAAGAGGAAAAAAAAAAAAAAUUCACAGAUCAGUGUUUGACAAGUACUAAAGAUAAUAAAUAACAACACAAACAACUUUUGUUUAGUAAUAUAAUUUUCCUUUUUUAUUCCAAGUUGUAGUUUUUAAAAUGUAACUGUGUUUAAGUGAGUUUUUGUGGCGUCAGUGAUGGACAGAAUGAGUUGAGGACGAGGAGGAGGAGGAGAAUGGAGCACAGAUGAAGAGGGAAAAAAAAAUCAUGAGUCAACUCGCACUGGUUAUCAUGGCUGACUUGUCAUUUAAAAUGGGACCAAAAUCCUAUACGCUUCCUCACUGACACAGGCCUGCCAUGGUCCCACGUACAGUAUCGGUUCUUCUUCUUUUGUCCACAACUUUCCUGAUGCCCUGUUGUCUCUCAGUGCUAGACACCUCUCUCUGUCCGUGUCCCUCCUCCGUGCAAGUAUAAAUGUUGCCGGAACGGAUCCAAGGAGUUAGGAAAGAGAGGAAAGAGGUGUGUGGGAUUGUUCCCUCUGGCCAUAACCGUUUGUCUUUCUGUCUUCCUUCUUGAGUCCCCAUCCAGCCACGGCCCUCUUUGUCUACGUUUACCCACAGUGCUUUGCUUUGAGCUGCUCUCUCUGGUUGCAGUCUUCAUUUUAAUAUUCAGCGCUUCAAAAGUUUAGAUGCUCAUAUUCAUCCUCCGUUUGUUCCUGAACUUCUUAAUGUUUUAAGAUCACCAGGUUAAAUUUGAAAUUUGCAAAAAAAUUCAGGUUUCACAGUGCUGUGGUUUUUCUUUUUGUGUGGUGUUUUUUUUUUUUAACAAAGUGAGAUUUUUCGAUGUUAGACCUGCUUUGUAACAUAGUAGCACCUGACUUGCUUCGCUCCUCUGCUGACUGAAAUGCUAACAGGCUCCUAAUGAUAUGGUUUGGGUUUUUGUAUGAUUGAAGAGUCGGAGACUCACAAAGACAGCAUUUCUAAACUUCAACAUUGCAUGCAUCUGCACAAAUACACAACCAGCAAAGCCAACUGACCAACCAGCUUUUUUUUUUAUCACAUUUUCUUCUUUAAUUACCCUUCUACAAAAAAAUACGUCAUCUGAGAGAGAGGGUGGAGAGCAGGAGGCUUCACUCAAUGUAAGAUUCUUUAAAAACUUCUUUCUCCCUCAUUACCACCUUCUGUUUAACAUCUCCUAAAGGCAGGUACGUUAUAUGUAUGCUGCUUACAUAAGAUCAGUGCACCACCCAGCACACUUCUGGUUUUUAAAGGCACUUGAAAAGAAAUGAGGGACGGUCCAAAGACGGUUUCUAAGAUUUGAGCAGAGUCUUCUACUCUCACCCUCUCUAGGCAGUGUUUAUGGGAGAUGGAAAGGGCCGGGAGAGGGAUGAAUAAAGGCGAAGGAUGUUAAGAAUUGAAAGAGGAAAAGAUGAUAAGAACAAAGCAUAAUGAAGGACAGUGGAAGGGUUUAAAUUGCUC